Molecule: messenger RNA, 1897 nt
Organism: Dermochelys coriacea (leatherback sea turtle)
Lineage: Eukaryota; Metazoa; Chordata; Testudines; Dermochelyidae
Product: zinc finger protein 501-like
Exons: 3
Coding region: 104-1414 (436 amino acids)
Biological process (GO): regulation of transcription by RNA polymerase II
Cellular component (GO): nucleus
Molecular function (GO): DNA-binding transcription factor activity, RNA polymerase II-specific; RNA polymerase II transcription regulatory region sequence-specific DNA binding
Source: RefSeq, a predicted model, not a curated record
CAGCGCCCGGGGCGGGCGAGGCCCCUGGUAAACAGCCGAGGCCAGGCGGGAGCCGAGCCGGGUGGAGGGCGCGGAGCUCGCAGGGCCCCAAUCCCGAUACUGGAUGGAGAGAGGGGAGGAGCUGCAAGUCCCAGAUCUCAGCAAACGCGAGGACAAUGAGAGCUUGCCGGGCCCCCAAACAGGUGAGAGGCUGGCGAGUGUGGCCGGGGGAGAGGAUGCUGCACCGGGAAGGGGCGGCACCAGCACUGAUGUGGAGCUGGUGCGGGGAGUGUGGCACAAAGAUCCUGCCGCAGGGGCAGAGGAGGCGGUGCCAGGAGGCAGUGCCAGGGUGGAGGAGGCGGUGCCGGGAGGUAGCGCUGAUGCAGAACCAGCGCGGCACAGAGACCCCACCGUCAGGUGGCCAUUUAAGUGCAGCGAGUGCGGGAAGAGCUUCCGGCAGAGCGCCACGCUGACCAGGCACCAGCUCCUGCAUGCGAGCGAGAGGCCCUACGUCUGUACCACCUGCAGCAAAGGCUUUUGUGAUGGCGCGGCACUGGCCGCGCACCAACGGGUGCACACGGGCGAGCGCCCCUUCCCCUGCCUGACGUGCGGCAAGGCCUUCACGGGCAGCUCGGCGCUGCUGGUGCAUCAGCGAGUGCACACUGGCGAGCGCCCCUACCGCUGCGGGGAGUGCGGGCAGAGCUUCCGGCAGAGCUCCCACCUGACGCAGCACCAGCAGGGCGCCCACGCCCGCCCGUGCCCCCACGUCUGCACUCACUGCGGCAAGAGCUUCGGGCUGCGCCGCACACUGGCGCGGCACUUGCAGGCACACGGUGUCGAACGCCCCCACGCCUGCCCCGACUGCCCCCGUCGCUUCUGCCACCGCGCCCACCUGCUCCGGCACCAGCUGGCGCACACAGGCGAACGGCCCUUCCCCUGCCCGGUCUGCGGCAAAGCCUUUGCCCUGAGCGCCACGUUGCUGCGGCACCAGCUGGUGCACACGGGCGAGCGCCCCCACCGCUGUGAGGAGUGCGGGCGCAGCUACACCCAGAGCUCCUACCUGCGCCAGCACCAGCGCAGUGCCCACGCCGGCCAGCGCCCCCACGCCUGCCCUGACUGUGGCCAGGCCUUUGCCGACCGGGCCAACCUCCUGCGGCACCAGCGGGGCCAUGCGGACGCCCGACCCCACACCUGUGCUGAGUGCGGGCAGCGCUUUGCCCAGUUGGCCAGCCUGGUGGAGCACCACCGGCGGCACACGGGCGAGAAACCUCACGAGUGCCCCCGCUGUGGGCGCCGCUUCCGCCACCACUCGGCCCUGCUUCGCCACCAGCGCUCCCAUGCUGGGGAGCGCCCCUUCCGCUGCGGGCAGUGCGGUCGUGGCUACACCCGCAGCUCCAACCUCCUGCUGCACCAGCAGGUGCAUGCUGCUGAGUGACAUCCCCGCCCCCAGGACAGUCGCCAGCAUCCGGGGCCUCCCACGCCCCUCGUGCUGGGAUGGGCCUGGCCCGGCCCUGACCAGAAUCCACACUCGUGCACGGCCACUCCCCGACCACUGCUCAGGAACGGGGGUGGCUGGGCCAGGCCUGUGUUGCCCGUCCAGGCACUGAGUGUGAGUGAAGCUGCUGCCAGCACUUACGGUUUCUCCAGCCCCAGGUAGCAAACAUGGGGGCAGAGCUUCCUGCAAGGUGGGGCCCUGCUCAGGGGUGGAGCUCAGGGAAUGGGGGCUGUGCCCAGGCAGUGCCUGACUCCGAUUUUCUCCCCUUUUGCUGGCUGGUGCUGCCCGUGCUGCUGCUCCAACCCCCUGGGCCCCGCCGUGUGGCCCAGCCAAGCCAAAAUCCGCCCUGCAGCUGUCCAGCUGUGCACGGGGUGGGAGCACAAGCAGGGGGACACCAGCACUCGAUGCAGGCUUGUGGGAAAC